AAGAACACCAUCCAUUAUCUUUGUGCCUGAUCACUUCCUAAUCUUGGCACUAGCUGUUCCUGCAGUUCCUCUUCUGGAUGGCAGGGACUGAGAGACAGGGAGGACCAGAGAGGAACAUCAGCAGAGCAGGGACUGGUCUCUGCACUUGAACUCCAGUAUAGCAUCCUGAGGGUGAAUAUCCUCCUGGAAGUAAUACGAGACCUACGUUGUGAAGAGAAGGAAACACCACAUUUUCUCGUUGUGUUUUGUUAGGCUUGCCUUUGUUUGGCUGUUUUCUUGUUCUUCUGCACUGUCAGAUUCUGGGUCUCGCUCUAAAACUGCACCUUUAUGCCCACAGGUAAUAGGAAACCAGGGUUUCAAAAGAAAACCUGAUGCCAUUGCUAGAUAAUAGCAGUUUCCUAAAUAAAUGUGUGGUUGCCCUGGGGGUUAGGUUGUUACCAGAUGCACCUUUUCUUGAUUGGCGAGAACAGGAGAUGACGCUUCCUGGCGUAUAAGUGCAAGAGAAAACACGGGAGCACAGAUAAGCAGAGCAAGCAAGCCACCUGGAAAGAAGAGCUGAGAAGGUGUUAAAGGAGCUGCCUGCCAUGGCAUUUGGAAUGCUAAUCUAUAUUUUGCUGAAAGUAAGCAUCUAUUUGCAUUACACAGCAAUGGGGGCACUGAGUGAAGAGUCAGCUAUUACUGCUUCAUCCCUCAGCACUGACUUACGGAAUAAUUGGACAAAAAACAACGCUGAAGAUUAUACAGAGCAGCCAAAGCUCUUGAAGCUGAUGCAGACCUGCCUUGAGGAGCACCACAGCUAUUGUAUCAAUGGGCUCUGUGCCUUCCACAGCGAACUGAGGAAGCCCAUAUGCAAGUGCCUCGCAGGUUACAAUGGAGAGAGGUGUGAACAUUUAACACUAAAUUCAUAUGCACAUAACUCUUAUGAGCGCUACAUUGCUGUGGGGAUUGGGAUAGGAAUACUGACCAGUGGAAUACUCGCCAUCAUCUACUGCUAUGUAAGAAAGAGAUGCAGGAAACUGCAGUCCCCCUACAAGGUGUGUGUGGGUGAGACGGCGUUGUGAAGCCCUGGCGCCGGAACACUCACCGGUUUGCCUGCUGAGGAGGAAGGCCCCCGCGCCACGGGACAGGCACCCCGGCCUCGCCGAGGAGAUGAGCUCCAGGGAGCGGCAGAGCAGAGCGCCAAGGGAACUCCCGCAGCACCCACAGGCUCUGUGUGUGGUUGAAGAAAGAAUUCCUCUCUUGGGUGAGGGUGGAUGGUCCCCAGGUCCAAGCAGCUGAGGACACUGGCAGGUCUCUGGGCACUGCCCUGUGCCCGGUGCUGGCCGUGGGGAGGACUGGUUGGUUUUAGCUGUUUUCAGUCAUUUCAAGCACUUGUACAGUGUUCUGCUUUGGUCUUUUGUGUGUUUUGUUUGGUUUUGUUUUCCUCUUUUUUUUUAUUCCUCUGGAGGAUAAGUACCACCUCCCUCAGAGUGGAGCAGUGUUCUGGACAUCAUCACUGACCACUAACCAUUUGGGUUUUGAUUUUGUUGUCUGCUGGCUGUGUGUGUGGAUAAACAGCCCUCUCCUAACCCGAUGGUUACCAUUGGUGUGCUGGGCCAAGUAUGGACUUGUGGUGCCAUAAAGGACAACAAAUGCUUUGGACUGAGGAAAAUGUCUGGUUCUCAAAACCAUCCUUUAAUUAGAAUACAGACAGUAGGCAAUUCCUGGAAAAUCAGACCAUAGCACCUCUGGGCAUGGCAUGUUCUUACUGUUUUCAUAAGCAAAGCGACCAGACACCUUUCUCAAAAUGGAUUAUGGAGUGUGCGUGUGACAAAGAACUCUCCUCUUCCCAAACAUCCUGCAGCAGCUCCUCAGUUCCAUGGAAUUUCAGGCAGAACAUUGCCCUGCUGCACCCUGAUUUCUGCACAAGACUUGAAUUGCUAGAGAAGACUGAAUCUUGUUCUGAAAUUUCACUACAGUUUUUCCCAGGAAACAGACUUUCUCUAUUUCAUUUGCACAUGAUGGGGACAAUGUGACCACUCAAAUAAGAAAGAAAUUAUUUUAGGGCUUCAGUUCCACCCUGGACUCACAGAUUGCAUAUCGGAUGCUUGGUUCCAUUCAUCUUAACUACAAAGAAUUGGGAAGGUACAAAAAUUUGCUUCAAGGAAAAGGGAAGAAAAUUGGUUCUGAAGAUGAUGGCACUAACUGGGAUGUCUCACUGACAGCUGGAGUGUUUGCCAGUGCUGAUGUGACUAGAGAUGGCUCUCAGAUUUGCAUUUCAGCUGUUGCACAUUGUAGACUCAUCUGCUGUGCUCAGCCAUCUACCAGAGAAAGGCAAUUGGUACUUUGAGGUCUUUUGGAGUAAUAUUGGCUCCUAAAUUCAGGUGCCCUGCUGAAAGCUCAGUUUCUUGGUUGAGUUAAUUUUGACAGCAAGGAUGCAUGUUGUUUGUUGAAAAAACUGUAUUUCUGAGACUGUGGUGACAAUGCUGAAAUGUGUAUGAAAGGGCAAAGGUGCAUGUGGCACUUGAAUGGUCUGGAAUUCAGGGGGCUUCUCAUGGGGGCAUCCUGAUCAGUAGCUGAGGCAUCGUGGCUCUGUGAUAGCAGCAAAUAAAACAGCACAUGACACACUGCUUGGGAUCCCGUCUAACAGAGGGGGCAAGCAGCAUAUGCACACACCAAAAGGAUUGCUGGAGAGGAGUGGAUGGACACUGCUCCUCUGCACACUGACACCAGUGUUUCUAUCCCUCAGACUUUUUGUCUUCAUCUCCGGUCAAAUCUUCAAAUCUUUGCACUGCUUGCUUUUUUCCUUUCUUCUGACCUCUUCUUAGGUUCCACUGCUGGCUAACUUGUGCUCUUGACUAUCUUCAAGUCAGCUUUCAGUAGUGGCCCUAUCAUUUUCUGUCACACAUCCAUGGUGAGAGGGCAGUUAGGUAUAAAUGACAGUCUGCACAUCCUCACAAAUGAAAAACAGCCUUCUCCCAUCUCACAUGGAAAUGGAAGAUGUGCAUGUCAUUAGGAAAACACAGAUGAGAGAUCCUGCUCGCUGGUCUUGGGAGAAAAUGGUGGAGCUGAAUAUCCAAAGGAUGAAAAGCCUUAAGGUUUCUGUCACGUGAGUGCAUCUUCCUCUCCCCAGUGAGCUGUCUCUUGUUCUCACACUGCUGGUGUUGGAUUCACUUCCCAAGGACCAGCCUGCCUUGGAGCAGACACACACCCUACACAACUGGCUCAGGGGGUCGGUGCAGUUGUCACACCAGUUCUAAGGGCAAGAGUUGGAACAUCUGGAUUUGACCUAGCCCAAGGAGAACUGUUGGACAGAGAUGCAUUUUGUUUGCAUGUCCUUUUACUGAUGUUUUUUACUCCCUUUGUGUACCAGAAGCCUAGCAGGUGCCCUGCAGGAUAUGCAAGUGCCUUUUCAGUGGUAUUUACUUAUUGCAGUGAGCCAUUUUCUAUCUGCAGCAGCAUACGCUGACUUGAUGUUUUCACAUAAGUGAAAAGGAAGGUCUGCUUAGGAGACACAAUUUAGCAGGUGACUACAUAGUGAAAUAGGUUUUUCUAGCUGGCUUUCAGGCUCGAGGUGGCUUUGGAAGUGAGAGUUGGCUGGUAUUUUUUUGCCAGUGGAAGAAAAAGUGGGGAGAGGAGCACCAGGUAAGCCUGUGCUACGCAAAAUGAGACUGGGUGUCAGGACAGCAUGAGAAUAAAAUAGAAUGAUGAAGAUGGGAAGAAGGCAAGGCAGGAAGGGAAAGGAGUUGGUUGCUUUAUUUUAGUUCUCUUUUUCCAAGUGGAGUCGCAGAUUCCAGCACAGGGUUCCCACCACCUGGGUGCUGUGUGCCAGCCCUGCAGAAGCACAGCCUCAAAGCAGGCCCCAGCUGUGUGUGAGGCAUGGCUGCAUGACUGAUUCAUGGUGCAGUUGGGCUGAGGGAGUCUGCAUGGCCUCAGAUUGCUUCAGGGAGUCAGCCCUGCUGAGCCCUUCCUUGAUAAGUGACAGAUGCUGCCAGCCUGGAAUGGAGUGUUGCUGCUUACGGUGCUGAAUUUCCUGCAGAACUGGCCUGUCAGAGGAUCAGGAUCAUCUUUCCUAGCUCAUUUAUCAGGCUCAGACUCCUUCUGUAGUGACAUAAUUAAGAGAGUCCUAAGCUUCUCCUUCCCUUUCCAGCUGCAUGUGCCAAAAACUGUCAUUUCAAGAGGAGCCUCUGUGUUUGUGUGACUCUGAGGCAGGGCUGCCUCAGCUGUGGGAGGCAGCAGCUCAGCAGGGGCAAGCCAGAGACAUCAAAGACCAGGAUCUUCCUUUCUGAAGGACAGAGCGCUUGCCCUGUGAAUGAUCCAGGCUGGUGGAACCACCCUGGCUUUUCCUGCAGCACAUCUCUCAGGCUGGGUGGCCCUUAAGCCACCCAGCCCUAAACCUGCUCCGCUGGCAUGUGCAGCCACUGUGCAGGUGUGCUGGGCUGCCACUGGAACGUCUUCCCUGAAUUCAACUCCCAUUUUGUGCUCAGCUCUGUGGGUGGCUGGCAGUUUCCCUGGUCCCAGCAAGGUCUCUUGCCAUCAGUGAGAUGCAAGCCUGGGGACAAGAUGGCUUUAAAGAGUCUUGAUUUGGUUUUGGAGGGAAGUGUGGGGAGCUGGAUUGAUGCUCUGAGUGCAGUGUCCCUGCCCCACCUGGGGCACACUGGUGGCUGGCACAAAGGUAAGAGGCAGUUUUUCCUUGGAGGUUUUCUGUUAUUCCUAGUAACCCACAGUGUAUUUGGAUAAUGACACACCAGGUUUCUUCUCCACCCCACUUACAGUAAAAGUACAAAUCUGAUUUGUGCUGCCACAGCACUGCAGUCCUGUCUUGUGCUUGUGUACUAAGAACUAGCUAUGGAACUGGUCGCUUUCUAGUGACCCUCAACUUGAUUCAAAAAAAAAGAAACCAAAACAAGACCCCCAAAACCAGCCCACCCCAACUCUCCCAACCACCUCCAGCAAAACCCCAAAACUCGAACCCAAAAAAUAAUAUUCUCAGCAAGAUUUUAGACCUUUAUAGUUCUGUACCCCUGUUAUGUUUUGUUUCAUUUCUGGUCCUUGAAAUACAUGAUAGCAUCCCACAAGGAGAAGGCUAAUUUGGUAAUGCAAUUGAUUUCGUAAUUAGGUUCAGAAUAACUCCUGUCACCCCUGAAGGUUGCAGUUCUUAAUGGAUUGCCUUUAGACCAUGCCUAGGAAGCAAGGCUUUAAGAAUGAUGUUCUGUGGAGAAGUAAAGCAAAGAGGGCUUAAACCCACAUGAUGGAGAGAUGUCAGACUUCAAACCCUGUUAAAAAGUAGAUCCUUCUUCGGUGAGUUCUUUUAUGAACUGGACUUGGGUAGACCAGUAACACAGUAAAUGUUGAGAGAGGGGAAAAAUGGCUCAGAUUUGGUAACAUGCAAGUUUGAUAGCACAAAGCAAGAGUUUGUUUGAAUAUUCAUUUCAGUUCUCUCUUGUGGGAUAUGAGUGCAGAUUUACUCUUUGUUUUAACUUUUAGAGGUAUUCUGAAAAGUACUGUUGCAAAGUGUAAGUGUUUGAGAGCAGACAAUGUGCUUGAUAAAUAAUCUGAAGGAUUCAGAUUCAGUCAGAGCUGGAUUCAGUCAGGGCUGGUUUCAGUCAGCUCCAGCCUUGUCCUAGGCAGGGUCUGCAUAGCCCUGCUGAUCUCAGUGAAUGCUGGCACGGAGCCCAGCGCUGGCUGCUCCGUGGUCUGUGUGUCUCAGAGCUGCGGUGUGGCUGCUCUUACCUGUCCUGAGCCUUGCUCGGAGCAGGGAAACGCCUGUAGAGGUCCCUAUCGUACUGCAAAUCCUGGAAACCGCUCGGGUCUCCUCCUUUAUGACCCGGUUGAGGAACAAACGAAAAAAAAGGUGCAGGUACUCAUUAAAAUCUCAGUGUAAGCAGUCAUUAAUUAUCAUGACAGCAAUAAAACCUUGUACUAUGACAAGACUUGGGGCUGCUCCUACUCUCGCUGAACUGAGUGGAAGCGAGAGCAGGUUCUGUGAGCAGCAGACCUGGGUGAACUGCAGGAGGUGUGCACGAGAGGGAACUGUUCACUGGGCAGCUUUGGGAGCUCUGCUAUUCCAGGCCCCUUGCCUCUUGGCUGUGCAGGUGGGAAGAGAUCCCUCUCUGUGGCUGCCAGGGUUGGGAGCUGGGGCACAGGCUGGGUUUGGUUGAGAGCAGGGUUUGGCUUGGUAUGAAGCCCAUGGCCUGUGGGCAAGCAAACCUCUAAAUGAGAGGUUGUGACAGUCAAAUUAAAAUUGUAAUUCCAUUUUUCAUAAGUAUAAACAUAAAAAUAGCCCAUGAGACACAGUUUCAACAGACAAAUUAGGGUUAAACAGCUUUAGAUGCUUAUUCUCUGGAGCAGUUUGGGAUGAGAUGAACUUGUUAGUUGAGGCAUGUCUUGCUUAGCCAUUCCAAAUUUUCCAUUUGAUGGUUUGGGGUUGUGGAAUUAGGGCCAUCUGUGAACGGUCACCUGCCUUAGCUCUGGGCUCAGUUUUCUAAUUCAUAAAAAUGUAAAGGUAUCCAAAGGUGAGGGUUUGAUUUCAUGUGUAAGACUGAGUCACUUAAAUGCUAAUUUUUAAUCAAAACUUCUUGCUGAAUUUGUCUGGUGAAUAUUGACAAGGAAGUUUCCUUGUAUAGAUUCCCUAGUGGCAUUUCUUUAUGAAGGUGUUUUGUCCUUUAAUAAGGAGAAAGACAGUUGACUGCAUUCUCAAUACCUGAUAUUCAAAUGCCAGCUGUGUUUCCUGGCCAGGACUGACCAAAAUGUGGCAUGGCAGCAUUGCCCCUGGCUGAUGGGAGCCAGGCUGGUGGAGAAGCCAGCCUGAUGUGCCCAGCAUGGGACAGCUUCCUAGGCAGAGCUAUGUCUGUGAGUCCAGAGCUGGGUGUCCACCCCUGCUGCCUCAGGCCUGACUUGCUCCUGGAAGCCCAGUUUUUGGAGCACUAUUGCUAUGUGCCAGUUUAUCUGCCAUCACCUGCAGCUUCCCAAGCCAAGGGCAACAUUACAAUCCACUUAGAGUGUGGGCCCUGGCACUCUAAAUCUGUUAUGCUCUUUGCCUUUUGGCUUUAAUUGUUAUUCAGUUUUUUUUUGUUUGGGAGGGCACAGGGAAUGCAAGAACCCUUCCUUUCUCCUCCUUGUCCGAGGCUGUUGUGCAGAGAGGCCUCUCCAGAGCUCCCUCUGGCAAACAGCAGAGCCAGGCUCGAGCCACGAGAGGACCGCGCCGAACUUUGCAACAAUGUCUGAGUAACUUGAGCAAAGCUGAUUUGUUUGCCAUCAUUUCAGUGGGUAAGGCUAAGUCUGUCUGUGUCCCAUUGUUAGGGCAAAUGCCGCGAUGGAUGGAAUGUUACUGACUGGUGCCGGCCGUUCGGCAGAGCCCGGCAGCGCGUUUGGCCGGGAGCGCUAUUCCUGGAGCUGCCUUAGCAGAUGCCAACGGCGGAUUCCAAGGCCGUGCAGCUGCAGCUGGGCCUCGCAGGGAGCUGUGGCAGCCUCACCACAGGGAGGACCCGAGCGCUUCCCCUGAGCGCAUCCCUGGUCUGUCGCCUCUGGGCGGGGGAAGCGGGGCGGGAUGAGUCAGUGACACGGGCUGGGAGGGGGACCUUCAGUUACAGGCUGUGCCAGAACAUGCAAGAUGUGGCUGAGAAUUUUGUGCUUUUCCUCAUCUUUUUAAAUGGCUAGGGCAUUGCAUAUUCAUGGGUGUUUCUUGGAGGGAUGCCCUUCAGGCAGGCAAACUCAAGGAAGGCCUCCAACUGGCCUUGUCUUUGUGAUUUUUGGCAACUCAGCAUCUCAGGUGCCAAGUUUUUGGGUGUAAGUCUUUGUAGUUCUGACAUGGUUCUGUGGUAGCUUAAUCUGCCGUGUGUCUCAGGACGGGUGACUGCUGCAGUGCCCUUUCAGGCUGCUCCGGUUUGCCAGAGCAAACUGAUGCCCUGAAACACGGGCAGGGCUCCCGAGGAGCUGAAAGAGGAAAUUCUCCUGCCCUUUCCCCUUGCCUUGUUAAUGCUUCUCUUGACUUCUUUGGUGGCAUGUUCACGACGUGUCUUGUGCAAAUAGAUAUGAAAGUUCUCCCUCAGGCACUUCUAAGCCGUCUCCUGAAUUCCUUUCUCCAUCACUAACGACGUUUUCCAUCAAGAUUACAGCAGGAAAAAAAUGUUCUCUAUGGGCUAGGUGCUCCCCUGUGCGUGAAAAGUGUGUGCAGGAGCCAAGAAACACCCGGAGUUUCUUCCUGAUUGUUCCCAGGAAGAAUGGAGAGUGACGCAGGGGGAGGGCACAACCUUACACCAACACACACACUCCAAGACCUGCACAGAAGUGUCCGUGACCUCAGCACCACAGUGAGGAAUUUGGGGUCCUCUGACCCAGUUGGGUGCCCCGCUGCCUUCUUCCCUGACCUCUUCCUUCUGGCCCAGCAGAGUUCCUUUCAUCCUUCCUGGCCUGCCUGAAAGAGGUGCCUCCCAGCCAGGAGCAGGUGUCCUCAUGUAAUUCAGGUGCCACAUCCAAACUGCAGCCUUGAAAGGACUUCAAAAGGGUUUUUAAGAUGAUUCCAAGUAAGAGUUUGUUUGAUUCCUUUUUAAACCAUUAAGAAUUUGUGAAAUGUACUGGUGGAAGGCUCCACUGAAGGCUUUUUAAGACAAUCAUAAAGUAGGGCCCUGUGAUUUUUCCCAGUCAGCUCUGGCCUAACUCCAAGCCCUGCUGCAGGCUGUAAUAAAGCAUUUGUUGCCUUCAGAGGGUGCAGACUCAGGCUGCUUGCACUGCCUUCAGUCCUUGGGUAUUUAGGUGUUUAUGGCUUUUGAGUGCUGUGGGAUUCUUAAAAGUUCCUAUUUGUUUGUGGUGGUUUCUUGAGUGAGAAGCACCAUGAUGAUCAAGAACGAGGUGAGAGACAAGCCCAGGUGACAAAAGUAAGACAACAGUAACAGCAUGUACUUUAAAUGCUACUUGAAGGUUAAAAGCCCUGGGUGGAGGAGGAAACUCAGGGGCACUUGGCCCCAGUGUGUGUGUGUACAUAGGCACAUUUUGGGUGAAGCCUGUUGAAGUCCUGGGCUGCCCCAGGUUACUGGGAACUGUGCCUUGUCCAUAAUUUCAGUGAAUUGAAGUGAGACUGCUUCUGUCAAUACAAGUAGUUCUGUGUAUGUGCAUUGAAAGAAAAGAAAACACUACACAGAUGGGAGACGAGUUCUCUUUGUCUUCCAAGCAUUGGAAUACAUUUGUUUAGGAUUGUGCAUUGCUUCGUUAUUUGCACAUCCUUCCUUCAGCACUUAAGCUGUGUGCUGAAUUCCUAUUACGCCAAAGGAUAUUUUCUGUGAGCAGGGUCCAGGUGACAUGGAAAAACACAGUCAAAUAUUGACAGAAAUGCCCUGUAUGUGUCUGAUAAAAAAAUCUCAGACUUUAAUGUGCAUACCAUACCUUGUGCUGAUGAAGAGCUGGGGCUCUGCCCUAGAUAUCAGGUUCUUUUGUAAUGUUGAACAGCAAGUUUGUCUUUAUUUCUCAUAAAAAUAAUCUUUGUUGACCCAGAGCUUGGGUUCAUGCAGAUCAGUACAUGUGCAGAAAGCCCGGCAGCAAAUGUUCCAUUAUCCCUCAAAGAACUCAGGGAAACCUAAACCCCACCACUGUGGGGGAGAGUUGGACCCCCUGUGCCCUGUGGGGGGUUUGGAGUGGGGGCUCUGCCCUGGCACAGGGGCAGGUCUGUAUGUAAAAGGUGCAGAUCAGGGCCUGCUUAGUCUUCUUAUUCUGCACCACAGCUUUUGUCCUUUCCACACAGAAAUUCCCCUGGGGUCUAGGGCCCUGUGCAGAAUGCAAAAAUGAUCAUUGAUAGAAGUUUCAAUUAAUAUAAGUAAGACAAGUUACAGUUCCAUAUGAUUUAAUGCAAGUCACUGCCAGAGAAGUCCAAGCAGGGGUUUCCACAUGUCACCAGGAGUGAGAUGGUGCAAAAGCAGCUUGAUCUGCUUCAGGUGCCCUGUUAGUUCAGAGGCAGGAGCUUGAUUGUGGCUCCUGUCUCUUGUAAAGCAACAAGCUAGCUGGGUGUCAGGCAGGAGCAAACACUGAUUUAGCCUGUGCUAAGGGUGAGCAAAGGGAAUAGCAUGGAUUGCUGGGCUGAGCCUGCUGUGCGCAGGGUCUGACGUGUCCUGGGGGAAGGAGGCCCAGGGCACAGCAGUCAUGGCAUGGGAAUAUUAUAACCUGAUGGUUUUCCACUCUUAAAUCUCUCUCUGUGGUCACAUUUAAAUAUCCCUUCUCCUGUCGUACAGAUCAGGACUGCAGCAUCAGGAACAGGAGCCUGGGAGCCAGCAGCACUGCUCUGGCUCAGCAUCCACAGAGGAAGUGAUCCCUGAAAAGGGCAGGAGAAGGAGUGGAGCGCAGAGACAGAGGUAGGAGUCCCUGCCUCAGUCCCUGCCUCUGCACAUGUUCCAUAAAUUGCAGACCCUGUGCUUGCCUCCUUGCUGCCAUCACACAAAUGUGCAAAUAGCUACAAGGAUGCCUUGGGGGUGAAAGUGUUACAGCCUUCAGAGAUGCUCAGGUAUGGUAAACCAGCACUUAGUCCAUACAUAAAACUUUGCAUCUGUAGGUGGAAAAGCAGCAUUGCUCCCACCGUGACUUCUGGGGGUAGCAGACCAUGUUUCAGUAGCCAGCUGGAAUUGUACAGCUGAAAUUAUCCAAAGCCUUCCUUGGCCUGUCGCGCUGCAGUAAAAGCAGAGCCUUCUCUGCUUUUGCUUUUGCUUUUGUUCCUUGUCUCCUUCAGCCCUGCCGUCCAUAAACAACUGGGGGGAGUUUCGGGUGUUACUAAUUUUAAUAAAGUGGUUUUAGGAAU
Serinus canaria (Common canary) is the source of this 10759-nucleotide messenger RNA. It is a transcript of the gene EPGN, whose product is annotated as epithelial mitogen. The transcript is spliced from 5 exons. The record is from RefSeq and is a predicted model, not a curated record. Gene Ontology annotation, biological process: positive regulation of cell population proliferation; positive regulation of mitotic nuclear division; epidermal growth factor receptor signaling pathway. The coding region runs from base 585 to 1061 and encodes 158 amino acids. NCBI's taxonomy places the organism in Eukaryota, Metazoa, Chordata, Aves, Passeriformes, Fringillidae.